AUGUGGAUGAAUGGUAGAGGAGAAGGUGAAAAUGUCAAGUGCAUAUUAGAUAGGAGUAUAGCUACGGAGAGUUUUAUCAAUAGAUUCUCACCCAUAAAAAUUAAUCACCUUCCCCGCUAUGGUUCAGACCAUGUUACGAUAAGAAUCGAUUUGGAAGCUGAUAUAUUUGGUCAUGGGAGAAAAGAGAGGCAUCUCUUCAGGUUCGAAGAAGUUUGGAGCAGGGAACCUAGAUGCGAGGAAUAUGUGGCGCGGAUGUGGAACAAUGAUGCAGUUAGGGGACAUAGGAAGCUAGUUGUUAUGCAAGGCCUUGAUGAUCUUUUUCAAGAGUAUAGAAGAAGUAUUGUCAGCAAAGAUAUUGGAAGAAUAGAAGAGCUUAUGAAGGAUAAAUGCAUAUGGGAUGCGAAUUUGGAAGACAUCAAAGUGUAUCAGGCGCUUGAGAAUCAAAGGAAUAAUUUGCUGCAAGUUGAGGAGGUUAUUUUGAGAAAAAGGAGUAGGGUUCUUUGGCUUAAACAUGGUGACAAGAAUAAUCAUUUUUUUCAUGGGAAAGCUGAUCAAAAUAGAAAAAUAAACGCAAUCACGAAACUCAAAGAUGACAAUGGUGUUUGGUAG
This is a messenger RNA of Lathyrus sativus (Indian pea), 609 nucleotides long. NCBI's taxonomy places the organism in Eukaryota, Viridiplantae, Streptophyta, Magnoliopsida, Fabales, Fabaceae. The record is from the annotation of a GenBank genome assembly.